AUGGAGCGCCGCGCAUCUCUCCUCUGCCGCCUGCUGCUCUGUGUGACGGUCUGCACUGCCUACGGCGCGACUGCCACAUCGUUUCUCUCGCUGCUCCCUCGCGACAGCGGCUCUUCUGCCGCUUCUACCGCUCAGGCCACGCCUACGGUGUGGCAGGGAAAGACAAUCAUGAAAUACGUGGCCAUUAUGCAUCCUACCAAGGUGAACGGGAAAGUAGUUGGCGACAAAGGAGCUUCGGGGAGAAUGGAGUUUAAGGCAGUGAGGUUCUCUGCAACGUCCUACAGGUUUAUAUAUAAGCUCCGACUCUUCAAUCUCAAAGGAGGAGAAACGCCUUGGAUGGAUUUUGCACCAACCUGCUUCACGACUCUUCGCUACAACUCUGAAGCGACUAACAUCACAAGUCCCAAGGAUGCACGCCGUAAGCGUUACAGCUUCAUUUACGACUUCGUGGGUCAUGUGGGGACCGAGGCUGAUGCCCGUGCUAAUGUGUGGAGUUUAGUGUCGUCAACGCACGCAAUUGUGGGGCGCACCGGUAUGCAGUAUGCUCUCUGUGGUAAGGUUGUGAUAAAGAAGGAGUAG
Closterium sp. Yama58-4 is the source of this 579-nucleotide messenger RNA. The record is from the annotation of a GenBank genome assembly. NCBI's taxonomy places the organism in Eukaryota, Viridiplantae, Streptophyta, Zygnematophyceae, Desmidiales, Closteriaceae.